AUGACAACGAGCUUAGCGGCAUCGUUGGGUUUUGUAGCCAAGGCAAUUGAGUCUCAUGGUUUUCCUAGUUGCUUGACACCCUUGGUUGUUGGGGUUAGUGGACCCCAAGGCUCGGGAAAGACUUAUUUGACUUGUCAAUUGACCAAUCAAUUACGUUGGAAUUACCCCGAGUUGAACAUUAUUCAAUUCCUGAUUGAUGAUUUUUAUCUAACACAAACAGACCAAGCCGUAUUGACAGAGAAGGCUAAGAAAGAAGGUAAUAAGUUAUUGCAGGGAAGAGGAUUACCGGGAACUCAUGAUUUGCCCUACUUGCUGCGGGUGCUUAUACAAUUGGUGGAAAAUUACAAGACUAGAUGGCUUCCAGUUCGCAUACCUUGCUAUGACAAGGCGGCUCACAAAGGUUUAGGCGAUAGACUGGCCGAGAAGUGCCAAUUGGUUGAAAAGCCAGCAGAUGUGAUUAUAUGUGAAGGAUGGUUUAACGGAUAUAUGUCACUAUCUCCAGACCAAACACGUCUUAGAUAUUUGACGUCUCCUGUAGACGGUUUACUACAAAAACACAAACUAUUUGAAAUACAAGAUAUUAAUGAGAAACUCAAAUCGUAUAUCCCCAUUUGGAAAAUGUUUGAGUAUUUCAUUAUUAUCCAUACAGAUACGAUUGAUAACGUUUACAAAUGGAGACUCGAACAGGAACAUACAUUGAUCAGUGAAAAGGGCGAGGGAAUGACCGAUCUACAAGUAAUAGAGUUUAUCGAUCGAUACAUGCCCUUAUAUAUCCUUUACUAUGACAAACUAUGCACCAAUGAUGAGAUUGCGUUAUAUGAUAGGCAGAUUAGAUUAUGGGGAAUGGCGACUCAAUUGCGUCUUCGCUCAACAAAGAUUCUUGUGGUGAAUUUAGGAGCAGUUGGUACAGAGUGUGUGAAGAAUUUGGUAUUAGGUGGCUUAAACUCAAUUGAAAUCUUGGACGAUACAGUGGUAAAAGAUGUCGAUUUUGCUUCUCAGUUCUUUUUACCAAAGGACGACUCCAUUAUAGGACAAUUGAAAUUACCACUUGUUGAAGAUAAUAUAAAACGGUUGAAUCCAAAAGUGAACUUGACAAUAAAUGUGUCUCUGGUCGAUGAGAGUAUAGUCAAUAAGGACUAUUUAAAACAGUUUGAUUUAAUUGUCGGUACCGACUUAUUAAAGCAACAGAUUGUCAAACUAAACAGCUCAACUAGAGAGUUAAAUUUACCUUUCUAUGUCAGUGGAAUGCACGGAAUGUUUGGAUACAUCUUUGCAGAUUUGAUAGAACACGUUGCAGUAGCAGAAUGGGGCGAAAGUUCAAUACCGCGCAAGGCCAAUAUAGAGUUAGCAAGAAAUAAGACAAUUAUUGAUGUAAAAAACAAUCCACAAAAAAAGGUUGAUUUAUUAACAAUUCAAGAUGUAUAUUCCCCAAUUGAGACUAUAUUCAAGUCAAAACAUGUAUCAAAAACACUUACAAAGAGACAAUCCAAAAAGUGCGGUCCAUUACCACUAAUCUUUGCCUUGUUUAAUAUACCAGCACCUUCAAAUCCGGAAGACACAAUUGAUAUUGAUCUCCUUAAACAUGAAGCUAUCGAAGCUUGCAAAGACUUGAACCUCGAACCAAGUUGCAUUACAGACGAGUAUCUUCAGCUAUUCAGCAGACAAGCAUACACGGAAUAUUCACCCACGGCCGCUAUAUUGAGUGGAACUCUUGCUCAGGAUAUCAUCCAGUUUCUCGGCAAGAAAGACAGUCCUAUAAAUAAUGUGUUGAUACUCGAUGGAACAACAUCAAGGAUGCCAAUAUACCAAAUGUAG
Molecule: messenger RNA, 1815 nt
Organism: Lodderomyces oxycetoniae
Lineage: Eukaryota; Fungi; Ascomycota; Pichiomycetes; Serinales; Debaryomycetaceae
Product: putative ATP-dependent kinase
Exons: 2
Coding region: 1-1815 (604 amino acids)
Biological process (GO): protein sumoylation
Cellular component (GO): cytoplasm; SUMO activating enzyme complex
Molecular function (GO): SUMO activating enzyme activity
Source: RefSeq, a predicted model, not a curated record